Messenger RNA from Papaver somniferum (opium poppy), 1536 nucleotides. Its product is annotated as SNF1-related protein kinase regulatory subunit gamma-like PV42a. The coding region runs from base 1 to 1536 and encodes 511 amino acids. The record is from RefSeq and is a predicted model, not a curated record. NCBI's taxonomy places the organism in Eukaryota, Viridiplantae, Streptophyta, Magnoliopsida, Ranunculales, Papaveraceae. The transcript is spliced from 6 exons.
AUGGAGAAAGGUAUGUCCAUAGACAUAAACAAGAACAGCUUCAGUGACGAACUUGAAUGGCUAAAACAAACAAAAGUAGGAGACUUGAUAUCUGAUCAUCAUCUUCAAAACAAGAACAAGAGAUUAGUAGAAAUACUAUAUACAGCAACACUAGCUCACACCAUGAAUGCACUUGUAGCGAAUAACGUUGUGGCUGUACCUAUAGCUGCACCACCUGGUCACUGGAUUGGUGCUGGUGGUUCUAUGAUUCUAGAAUCUGAUAAACAUAGUGGUGUUGUUAGGAAGCAUUAUAUUGGUAUGCUUACCAUGUUUGAUAUAUUAGCUCAUUUGGCUGAAGACCCGAUUGAUGUAGUCGGUACUAACGGUGAUGACGGCGGCGCCGGCGUUUUUGAUAUGGAUAAACGGAUGUCAGUUCCGGUGUCCUCUAUCAUUGGUCAUAGUUUGGAAGGUCUUAGUUUAUGGACUCUAAAUCCUCAUACCAGCCUUUUAGAUUGUAUGGAAGUAUUCAGCAAAGGCAUACACCGGGCAUUGAUACCACUUGACAGCCACAUGGAUAAUGUACUAGGAGUAGAACUUGCAGAAAACUCAUCUAGUUAUCGGAUGCUUACUCAAAUGGAUGUUUUAAGUUUUUUAAAGUCGCAUGGAUCUAAGCUGAAAAACGUCAUUUCUCACACUAUCGGAGAGUUGGGUGCUGUCAUGGAACAAGUCUUUGCGGUAACGAACCGUACAAAAGUUAUCGACGCUAUAAAAUGUAUGAGGACUGGAGGGUUACAUGCUGUUCCGAUCAUUGAAGCUUUUGAUGCGACAGAUGAAGAUCACAAGCAACUCAUAAAUGGGAAAGGAAGAAAGAUUGUAGGCACAUUCUCUGCAACUGAUCUCAAGGGAUGUCCAAUUGAUUUGCUGCAGUCUUGGAUGUCUAUUGAUGUUCUUGAAUUUACUAAUAGGGUGUCAACAGGCCCGGUUAAUGAUGGUGUUGGGGAUGAGUCCGCGGAGUCGACUUCAAGAACACUUGUAACGUGUUAUGCAGAGUCGAGCCUUGGUGAAGUAAUCGACAAAGCUGUCACAGGACAUGUUCAUCGUAUAUGGGUUGUAGACAGACAAGGAUUGCUGGAUGGGAUCGUUGCUUUAACAGAUGUACUUCGAGUCAUAAGAAUCUCAUUGUUGUCUGGCUGUAUUGCCCGUGCCAUAAUGGCACGGGGACAGAAGGGAUGCUGUGCUAUGGCUAAUGAUUUCGUCGGUGUAUUGGGGGUUUUCACGGUAACGGUGGUAGCUGUGAUUGUGCUGGUGUUAGCGGAGGGUGGUUAUGUUGGUGUCGCAGAUGAUACUGAAGAGGCAAUUAGAUUAGGGCACAAAGUUGGGGGUAAACAACUACAAUUCGAAGAAGAAGAAGAGAUUGAGAAAGUGGUGUUGGUGUUUUUCUGUAAUGGAGGGGAUGGUGUUGCUGAUGGUGGUGUUUCAGUGUUCACGGUGACGGUAAAGGAGGAAAAAUCGAUGAUUUCUUUUUGGCAAAAGAGAGAAUUCUUAUUUGCCACUUGA